This is a messenger RNA of Microtus oregoni (creeping vole), 2218 nucleotides long. Its product is annotated as intraflagellar transport protein 172 homolog. The coding region runs from base 790 to 1293 and encodes 167 amino acids. The transcript has 6 exons. Gene Ontology annotation, biological process: intraciliary transport. The record is from RefSeq and is a predicted model, not a curated record. Gene Ontology annotation, cellular component: axoneme; ciliary basal body; intraciliary transport particle B. NCBI's taxonomy places the organism in Eukaryota, Metazoa, Chordata, Mammalia, Rodentia, Cricetidae.
GUUCAACUGGAGUCCUCGAAGAAGCAUCUGGGAAGAGGCCAAGCCCAAGGAGAUUGCCAACUUAUACACCAUCACAGCCUUGGCCUGGAAGCGGGACGGCUCCCGGCUCUGUGCGGUGUGUUGUUAGGAGCCCCUUUCUGUACUGGCGAUUGUCUCCAAACUACAGUAAAAUAGAAACUACUCCCUAUGCCAAGGGAGUCGCUCUACUCUGACACAAGAGAACUCCAGCUGCCUUGUGACUUCAACCUAAAAAAAUCUACUGUUAAAGGCAGGAAAGGGAAACUCACACUUUCCAGGAGGCCUUGAGGGACACGCUUGUCCAGGACAGCCUGAUUUCCCCUCAUUGUCCAACCCACAUGUGAUCCCUGUAAGUCCUGGGAUUGCCACUUUUUUUUUUCUGAUAUGUUCAGAACCUGCCCACCCUUUUGCUGGCCACUUCUGUCUAGAUUGUGACACUGAGGUCUGAGGUCUUGGGGUAUAUCCAGAUACCGUCCUUGGCCAGCGCGCCGUGCAUCGCCUUCCAUGCUGUCCCCCCCUCUCUCAGGGCACCCUCUGUGGUGGGGUGGAACAGUUUGACUGCUGCCUCCGAAGGAGUAUUUACAAGAACAAGUUUGAGCUGACGUAUGUGGGACCCAGCCAGUGGAUCUGAUUGGCAGCUACAACAUUGGUACUAUCAGUCACGAGAGCCAUGUGGAUUUGCUGGAACUUAAUGAGACUGGGCACAAGCUUCUCUUCAGGGAUCGGAAACUUCGUUUGCAUCUAUAUGAUAUUGAAAGCUGCUCCAAGACAAUGAUCCUCAACUUCUGCUCCUACGUGCAGUGGGUUCCCGGGAGCGAUGUGCUGGUAGCCCAGAACCGAAACAGCUUGUGUGUGUGGUACAACAUUGAGGCACCCGAGAGAGUCACCAUGUCCUCUAUCAGGGGUGACGUUGUAGGUCUGGAGCGAGGUGGAGGGAAGACAGAGGUGAUGGUGACCGAAGGGGUGACGACUGUGGUCUACACCCUGGACGAGGGCCUGAUUGAGUUUGGAACAGUCAUCGAUGAUGGCAACUACACCCGGGCAACAGCCUUCUUGGAGACCUUGGAGAUGACCCCAGAAACAGAGGCAACGUGGAAAACCUUGAGCAAACUGGCCCUGGAGGCAAGGCAGCUCCGCACUGCUGAGAGUUCCAUGAUAGGAGCAGUGCGAGCACAGUGGCCUGGACAGCUGAGAGCUCACAUCGUGGAACCAGCAAACAGACAGCACUGGAGAUGGCAGAAAACUUUUGAAACAGCAAAGCCUCACCUGCAGUGACAAACCUCCUCCAACAAGGCCAUACUUCCCAAUCCUUCCCAAACAGUUCCACCUCCUGGGGACCAAGUCUUCAGACAUCUGAGCCAGUGGGAGGCAGUCCCACCCACACUGCCACAAUGUGUCUAUGUGAGGGUCCAUGUGUGGGUAUGUCCACAUGAAUGAUGGUCCCUGCAGAGGCCAGAGGUGUAGGAUCCCCUGGAGCGAGAGCUUCAGGCGGUUAUGAGCCUUCAUAUGUAGAUACUGGGAAUUGAACUCAGGUCCUCUGCAAGAGCAGUACACACUCUUAACCACUAAGCCAUCUCUGCAGCCUGCCCAAGUCUUUUUAACAUACCUCUGUGUCUUUCCUGGGUGUGGCACAGAGGUAAUGAACACAUUUGCGACCUCAAAUUCCUUGAGUUCAAACGUUGGUUCAACUUUUCAUCUUGUAUAAACUUAGGUCAUUCACCCUUUCCAACCCUGGGAUUUGGUUUUCUUCAUAUAAAAUGGGGGCACUGAUGACAGUAUUUACCACGUAGUAUUAUAAAGGAGAGUGGCGAUGGUAUUGGUGGUGAAGAACAAGAAAAUCUGCAAAAGGCUUAGAUGUAAGAGCUUAGUAAUGUCAGCUGUUUCUGGGAAGCAGCUUGAGCUUUUUCAUAUAUACCCCUCCUCCCUUUACCCCAUGUAAGCUGUCCUCAAGUUAGCAGGACUCUAUCUCGUCUGCCUGUGUGUCUGUCUGUCUAUCUAUCUAUCUACUUAUCUACCUCUCUGUCUGUCUACUUUUUACCUUUUAAGGUAUAUUUUAUUUUUACGUAUAUGACUGUUUUGCUUACAUAGGUACCCAUGUAUGGAGGUCCGAAGAGGGUAUCAGAAACUGGAGUUACAGGUGGUUGUGAGCCACCUUGUAGGUGCUGGGAACCAAACUCAGGUCCUCUACAAGAGCAACAAA